Molecule: messenger RNA, 3453 nt
Organism: Oldenlandia corymbosa var. corymbosa
Lineage: Eukaryota; Viridiplantae; Streptophyta; Magnoliopsida; Gentianales; Rubiaceae
Source: the annotation of a GenBank genome assembly
AUGGCAACGGAGGAGGAAUUGUCGAGUAUUAUUGGGAGAUUGUCUCUAAGGGAAGGGGAAGCAACCAGGCAUUCCACUAGUUCCUUGACUACUACUCACAUAGAUCCUUUCCUCACCAUCAUUGGGAAACUCCACUGUCCAAGGGUGGUUACACAUGAUUCCAUCACCACUCAUUGUAGGAAUAUAUGGUCUUUGCGGCGAGGAUUUGCGGUAAGGCCAGUUGGGGAAAAUUUGGUUCAUUUUAAAUUCAACGAUCGUAUAGAUUGGGCUAGGGUUAUGCAUGGUGAACCGUGGUUACUAGGUAGGAAGUAUCCUCUUGUCUUACAACCAUCUUAUGAUCUCAACGCUGAUUUUGACUUGUGUCCUUGGUGGAUUCAUCUGUAUAAUGGUCCAUGGCUUCAAGCGAAAGAAGUGGCUCCAUGGAGUGAAAGCCAGUCUCACCGAGUUACAGUACCCCCAAAUCGAGCAGCAGCCAAUCCAAACCCUAACCCUCAUAGAUCCAGACAUAGAAUUCACUCCCCUUUUGAUCCAUCACUCUCCAAUCUCCCUUACCUUUCUGUUGAUCUACCACCUCGACCUAGCCCCACAAGUUCCCUCUAUGUUAAUCCCAACUUAACCAUUGAUCCUGAGUCAGAUAUGCCACCCUCCACGUCCAUAACAAUUCUGGAUUCCAACCCACAAACAUCCACUCCCCUGAUACCUUCGAGCCGUAAUCCCAACCUUGAUCCUUCUGAAACUCCCCUCUUAGCCAAACAGAAAUCAAAAGGUAAGGAGAAGAUACUCCCUUCGGUGAACCUUCAUGAUGAUCUUGUUCCAGUAAAUUUUUCGUCCUCUCCCUCCGCCUCACCACCAAUUUUCAAUAUUAUAGGGCCUUCAUCGUCAAAUUCAGUUCCUGAUCGAACCUACCACAUACUUUCUUCCUCUCCUGAUCCUAUUUUCACUGAUCCUCCCAUGCAUAAUUUGGAUUGUGCAUCCACCCCUAAAACCCAACCAACAACAACCACCACUUCUAAACUGCACACAACCCUCCUUAGUCCUUUCCUUGUUCCAGUUCCUAUGAUGCUUGACACACCAGCCCGUAAGGCAGCACGACGUUUCACCAUGGCAAGAAAGAAAGUUCUUCGUGAUUUCACGGAGAAGACAGAAUCUCCAAAACGAGUGAAACAGAAACUAAUAUAUGAUGAUUAUGUUGAAUUUGUUUGCAACCUGUGGAAGUUGAAGUUCUUAGUAAGAAGACCCGAUACGAAGCUUCUGUUUCAUCAAUUUCUUCUCCUGAAAAACAACUUAUGGAUGGCGGAUAAGCUUGGGAUAUUUGGUGUUGGUGUAGCAGCUCACGGUAAUUCUGGAGGAUUAGCCAUGUUAUGGAGGAAAGAUGUUAAUGUUAGUUUACGUUCUUUCUCGGAACGUUUCAUUGAUAUUGAUGUAGAACUACUUGGGGAAUCAAUUAGGGCCACGGGUAUAUACGGUGAGCCAAAUGUUUCACUCCGCAGAGAAGCUUGGGACUUGUACAAUUCUAUGUAUGAUACUUCAAGGAAACCAUGGGUGUUUUUUGGUGACUUCAAUGAGGUUUUGUCACAUGAAGAGUUUUCCGGUUGUUGCUCAAGACCUACUUGGCAGAUAUCAGCCCUCAGGAACUUGUUUGACAGUUUACAAUUAAUAGACAUGGGGUUCGAAGGGUACCGUUACACUUGGCAGCGGCUUCUUCAACAUCCUCGCAUCCAAAGGGCUCGUCUUGAUCGCGCAACAUGCAACCAGGAGAAUGUGCAUAUAGGACUGAUGAAUUGGAGCAAACAUCAUCAAUCUGAUUUUCAGAAAAGAAUAGAAGUGUUGAAAAAGGAGAUUCUGUCCAUUCAACAUGGUCAGAUUGAUGAUUCGAGACGAUUAAAUCUCGUUGAUCUCAAAAGAGAACUUGAUCUAUUGUUGGAGCGUGAAAACUUAAAAUGGAAGCAACGAGCCAAGCAACAUUGGUAUCGGGAAGGAGGUCGUAACUCCAAGUUCUUUCGUGCUUAUGCAAGAAAAAGGAAAGCUAUUAACCAUAUUGCUCGUUUGCGGGAUAAUUCUGGAGUAAUGAGGGAUAGUAUUAGUGAUUUGGAGAAGAUCAUAAUGGAUUACUAUGGGAGCCUUUUCACUUCAUCUGCCCCUUUAGAAUAUGAAAUUCAAGAGGCACUUAGCUGCAGGAAACAAAUCAGAAGCGGACGUCAAACCAACAUUUGGUGUGACAAAUGGCUGUCCUUAGAGCCAACUUUUCAUCCCUCAGUUUCUCAAUCAGGAAUGGAUCAUUUGGUUCUUGUUUCUGAUCUCUUUAGUGCAGAUGGUACGGACUGGAACAGAGAUUUGAUCCGCCAUAUUUUCCCGCAAACAGAAGCUGAAUCCAUCUUAUCCAUAGCUAUUCCUCAUACACGAUCAUCAGAUAGAUGGAUAUGGAACUACACCAAAAAUGGUAAGCACACUGUUCGAUCAGCAUACUACCAGAUUUUGAAUCAUCCACGCUUCUGUUUGAAUGGCUCAGAAUCAGAAAUGCUACCAUUAGGAGUCCGUGAUUUGGUAUGGAGCAAUCUCUGGCUUAUGAAGCUUCCACAACAUUUGCUAUUGUUCGCCUGGAGGCUGUGCAGCAAUAAAUUACCCACCCCAGACAACCUCAGACGUUGUCAAAUGUUCCCGGAUGGUACCUGCAGCUUAUGUAACCAAAGUGACAAUCACAACUGUCACAUUUUCUUUGACAAUCCCUUUGCAGUUCAAACUUUUCGAAUUUCAGGUCUGUUUGACAAAGUGAAGCUUCAUCAGCGUACAGAUUGUGAACUAUGGGCCAGAGCUUUAUUACUUAAUCUUCCUGCUUCGGAUCGCGAGUUCUGUUUUGCCAUCUUAGCCGGAAUCUGGCAAGCAAGGAACUUAGCACUUUUUGAGCAGAUGAAAACAAGUACGUGGGGGACAGUGCUGCAGGCCAGCAGGGUUGUUCAUGAUUUCAUUUCAUCCGCCCUCCAUCCAGAAAGGAAUGCAGCAUCUUUAUCAGUAUUACCAUCUGUAUUCAGGCCUGUUGGAAAUGCGAUCAGGGUUUAUUUCGAUGGUGCUGUCUCUCAAUCAAAGCAAUGUGCAGGUGUUGGUGUCUUUAUCACAUCUUCAGAGGGUCAUUUUCUACAUGGCUUGGCACGACACUUUCCUGAUGUACGUGACUCAGAAUUAGCAGAAACACUUACUCUGAGGGAGGCUUUGCUGUUAUGCAGGAAGAUCGGUCUUUCAGAUGUCAGUAUUUUGGGUGAUUCUCAAGUCAUUAUCAUUGCAACUAAUGGAGAAAUUGAUGGACUAUCUUCCUAUCAGCCGAUUCUUGAAGAUAUAAAAUGGAUCUGCCAUGAUUUGCCUGUCCGAAACCUUGGAUGGAUUCCACGCCAGGAAAAUGUAAUUGCCCACUCCUUUAACAAAUUUGCAAAACAUUCUGAUGUAAUUGAAACCUUGUAG